Messenger RNA from Limanda limanda (common dab), 822 nucleotides. It is a transcript of the gene paqr4b, whose product is annotated as progestin and adipoQ receptor family member IVb. Lineage: Eukaryota; Metazoa; Chordata; Actinopteri; Pleuronectiformes; Pleuronectidae. Gene Ontology annotation, cellular component: membrane. Gene Ontology annotation, molecular function: signaling receptor activity. The coding region runs from base 1 to 822 and encodes 273 amino acids. The record is from RefSeq and is a predicted model, not a curated record. The transcript is spliced from 3 exons.
AUGGGGCUUCACAAAGGGCCGCGGCUGUUGGACUUUGAAAAGACCCCUCUGCACCUCCGGUUCAACAAAUAUGUCCUGACAGGCUACCGGCCGGUGUCCUCGGCUCACGAGUGCCUCGGGAGUCUCUUCUACAUGCACAACGAGCUGGGAAACAUCUACACACAUGGAAUCCCCUUUUUCCUUUUCUUGGUGCUAAUGCCUUUCAGCAUUCCCUGGCUGGAGGUGGACAACAUCUGGAUCUGCCUGGUGCACUACCUGGCCUGUCUCUCCCCCACCGUGGGCUCAGUGGUCUACCAUGUGUUCAUGAACCACGUGGGGGGGGAACACGUGUACGACACCCUGCUGUCCCUGGACAUGUUCGGGGUCUGCCUGGUCAACACCCUCGGCGCACUUCCCAUCAUUUACAUCACCCUCCUGUGCUACCCCAUCAUACAGCAGGCGGCCCUAGUGACCUACAUCCUCCUGUCGGCCUAUGGCAUCUACUGCGCCACCACGGCCCGCACCAACGUCCUGCGCCUGCAAGCUUUCAUCUGGCAGGGUCUGUUCCGCUUCAGCCUCUUCCUGUUCCGAGUGUACGGCAGCGGGGUGGGCAGCCCCCACUCCCUGCGCCUCUUUGUCAUCAUGGACGCUCUGGCUGUGCUGGGAGGACUGGUCAACGUCAUCCAGAUCCCCGAGCGCUUCAGCCCGGGCCUGUUCGACAACUGGGGCAACAGCCACCAGAUCAUGCAUGUCAUGGUUGUUUGCUCUAUUAUCUACCUGCACUGGGGCACCCUGGAGGAUUUAGCCUGGAUUAAGACCUACCAGUGCCCGAAUGAGGGUUAG